ACGAAGGGAGAAGGGGAAGGUUCCAGCGUGUUUUUAAGUGCCGGGCAGUGCCGCUGACAGGCAGUUGGUGUGCAGCUGGCGUCUCCUCCUUGCAGACUUUGAGAGACGUUCUGUAACUUCACUCACGCGACACACCCCACGGACCAUGAUGAAGUUCAUCAUGGGCAGGUGGGCAUCAGCGGCCCCCUUGCUGGUGCUCCUGCUGGCGGCGGGUGUUCCCCAAGGAGAGGCCAUGAACCUGAGGCGCAGUGAGAGGAGCAGCUCUCUCACCAACAAGCCAGGCGUAGAUGGCUCCCACAGUGGCGGAUCACUUACCAACAAGCCAGGCGUCGAUGGCUCCCACAGUGGCGGGUCACUCACCAACAAGCCAGGCGUCGAUGGCUCCCACAGUGGCGGGUCACUCACCAACAAGCCAGGCGUCGAUGGCUCCCACAGUGGCGGGUCACUUACCAACAAGCCAGGCGUUGAUGGCUCCCACAGUGGCGGGUCACUCACCAACAAGCCAGGCGUCGAUGGCUCCCACAGUGGCGGGUCACUCACCAACAAGCCAGGCGUUGGGGCUUGGACCUUCUCAUAUGGCGCAUCGAACGGAAGAAGACAGAUUGGAGGAAGUGGAUUCGGGUUUGGAGGCAGUGACGGUGUUCAAAUUGGCGGCAGUGGAGGAGGUUUUGGAGGCGGUGACGGUUCCCAAGUGGGAGGAAGUGGAGGAGGUUUUGGAGGCGGUGACGGUUCCCAGACUGGAGGAAGUGGAGGAGGUUUUGGAGGCGGUGAUGGUUCCCAGACUGGAGGAAGUGGAGGAGGUUUUGGAGGCGGUGACGGUUCCCAGACUGGAGGAAGUGGAGGGGGUUUUGGAGGCAGUGACUGUUCUCAGACUGGAGGAAGUGGAGGAGGUUUUGGAGGCGGUGAUGGUUCCCAGACUGGAGGAAGUGGAGGAGGUUUUGGAGGUGGUGACAGUUCCCAGACUGGAGGAAGUGGAGGAGGUUUUGGAGGCGGUGAUGGUUCCCAGAUUGGAGGAAGUGGAGGAGGUUUUGGAGGUGGUGACGGCGGUUCUCAAGGAAGAGGAUCAGAUGAUGGGAAAAAGGGUAAAGGAUUUGGAGGUGGAUUUGGAGGUGGAUGGGGAGGAGGUGCAGGUGGUGGUGGUGGAUGGGGUGGAGGAGGAGGCUGUGGAGGAGGAUCAGGUGGAGGAUCUGGAGGAGGAGGAACCACUUUGCCACCUAUUCCAUCCGUCACUCCCGUGUUUUAAGAUCAGUCCUGUAUGGCACAGUCUUCCUUAGAUGAUGCCACGCUAGGAUGCUUAGAGUUAUCUGUUUAUUCCCUAUUCUUUUACGUUUCAAUCUUUACUCCUCAAGGGUUGUGAGUUCGACCCCGGCUCACGGCAGUUUCUUGGUGAGAGAGGUAGCGCUCUUUAAUAAAUUAGCAGGGUUAUAAUCUUAACUACUUAGCUCAGAAGAAUCCUUAACAUUUUUUUAAACAUAUCAGGCUCAACAAGUAUCCAUUCAGGUUUUCUUUUCGUCAUGGCAAGCACAUUGUAAAGUUCCUCGGAGUAUCUUUGGGUGCACAGUAACUUGUGACUUGUUCGUGUGGAGCAUCUUACAGUCUAUGUGUGUAUAAUAUAUAUUGCAGCCCUCUUGGUAUACUAUAAGUAAACAAAGAGUGUAAUGUACA
Molecule: messenger RNA, 1665 nt
Organism: Scylla paramamosain (green mud crab)
Lineage: Eukaryota; Metazoa; Arthropoda; Malacostraca; Decapoda; Portunidae
Exons: 2
Coding region: 146-1243 (365 amino acids)
Source: RefSeq, a predicted model, not a curated record